This is a messenger RNA of Caenorhabditis auriculariae, 6271 nucleotides long. The record is from the annotation of a GenBank genome assembly. NCBI's taxonomy places the organism in Eukaryota, Metazoa, Nematoda, Chromadorea, Rhabditida, Rhabditidae.
AUGAAUGGUAUCGAUCAGAGGAAUUUGAACGGUUUCAACGGCCAUGUCCCAAACAAGUUCCGUCACUUUUUUAUUCUGAUGAAUUUUUGAUUAUUUCAGUCCUCCAGCAGACAACAUGGAAGACCAGGCGAUUGGGGCCAUUCUCAACGAGAUCAAAUCGGAAGUUCUUGAGCUCGAAGAAGAGCAGAAGAGGUGAGUCACUUUUUGAAGAAAAGAAGUCUGCAAAAACAUGUUUUUUUCAUCAAACAUCUUCCGUUUGUUAUUAUUAAGAAGCUCUUCCAACCGUUAUUAAUGUAAAACACCCACAGUUAUUGGAAAAGCGAGUUUUAGGAAAAGUGACUAAUAUCAGACACAUCGGCGCAUGGUUCCGAUGAGUCUGCUGAGUCACGCUAGGGUCUUUGGUGUCAUUUUUAUUUUUGAAGCUGAUUUCGAAUCUGUACUAUCGGGGAAAGGGCAAAGAAGUGGGAUUGAAAAAUUGAUAGACUUUUGCGUAGAUGCACUUUGGGACAUACAGACAUGACGAAACAACAAAAAACUCAUUUCAUAGACAACUGCGGCAACCUUCUAGUCCAGUUUCAGAAGUUACGCAAAAAGUGCAUUCAAAAAGUGCAUCUCACCAUUCUGUGCUACGACACGAACGAGUUUUCUUUUUCAGAAGAGCACGGUAUACGAUAUUCCGCACUCGGGGUGUGCGCUUGCGUGUAUGCACGUUCUAGUGAUCUCAUUUCCGCGGUUUUUCCAUUUUUAAUUCAAAAUAUGUUUAUUUUUGGUUUUUUAUUAAGUUAGAAUCAAUAAUUGUUGUAAUUAAACUGUUUCCUAUAGUCUCGAUUACUUCCAACGAAAUUAAAAACAAAGUAAAAAAAACACGGGAAUGAGUCAGAAUGUGCAAAAACGCAGAGUGCACACGCCAAAUGCGGACUUUUGCAUACAGUACUCCUUGAAAAAUGAAAACUCCCCCUUGUCGUAUCCCCACGCAAAGUUUCAUUUACAACUUAACUUUUUCAAAAACUUCUCGUUUUAAUGAAAAGUGAUCAGCCAAGUCGAUUUCUAGCUCCCAGCCUUUCAUUUUCUGACGAACUGUAUUGAGGUCGGAGGAGCUGAUGUCGCACAACGGCGACGGCUCCUACUUCUGGGCCCAGCCCUUGCAGGCGGACAUGUACGGUCCGCCGCCGCCGCUCAGACAUUUCUCGGAGUUCUCUCCUGGAUCGUCGCUCGGAUCCCCGCGUGAGGACUCGGCCAGACUUCGUCCAGCUCUGAAGCGACAGUCGUCCGAACAGUGCGGCUCCACGUCGUACCUCCCGCAGCAGAGCAACCACUUUUACAGGUCAGUUUUGAACCUUCUGAGCUCAAAACUUCCUGGAAGAUGGUGGGUGCCCAUCUGCAUAGAGGCCUACUUCAUUCUCUUACGUGCGAAUGGAAAAUUUGAAAAUAUACUGAAAUUGGCCGCCCUUUUUGAAUGUUAAGCCGCCCUUUGCGGUUGGAAGGCCGCUAUUCGUCCAUGUGGGAUCCAGCCCAAGCAUGUCCAACUACCAAAAUGGCUUCUCCACUAAAUUUUUUGCAAGGAGUAGUACCUAUAACAGCAUCCUGAAAAAAACUACUGCUUACUGGAAAUUGGCGCUGGAAAACUCUGCACUGUUUUUUCUGCUUGUAAAAAACAAAACACUCGAAAAGUACGCGGAAAGCAAGAUACGCCUGUUCAUAAUGCAAUAAAGGGCUGAUUUGCAGAUCACAAGUUGAUUUCUUUUAGUUGCAUAAAACUACCGUAAUAAUUUCUUCUUACUGUCGCGUCGAGGCUUCUGGCGUGAAUUUUGAAAUCAAGCGUGCGAAAUUAGAAAUAAAAAUAAGUUCAAAUGAAACUUAACACCACAAAAAACAAAAAAGAUAAAAAAGGUAAUUGAUUGUCAAGCUCAAAAAGCGUUCAAACUCCUAAAGUUCUUUAUGAAGUAUUGAAAUCGUUCAGACCUCUUCUGCAUCAGCACUCGACGCCCAACUUCCCAACUUUUCACAAUUUCGACGAAGUUCCAGUCGGACCGCAGCCGGAAGGCUCUCAGAUAGAUCCGACUCUCGAGAGCGAGUUGGAAGGAUGUGGUAGUUUUUCUUGAUUUUUAAUGGAUCAGUGUAAAUUUUGGGCAUUUUCUGACCAGAAAAAGAAGAUUCGGAAACUAGAAGUAUCAAAAAAAGAAGAUCGAAAUACCAAGACGAGGUAUUAUAACUUUCUCGAUCAGAGUUCAACACACUUUUUCGAAAAUUAAGAUUCCAGGCAAGAAAAAAAAAUCUAGACGAUAAUAGCUACUUUCACAACCUUCCUAUUUUGCGGUUAUGACGUUUUGAAAUCGCAAAAUAUGGGUUUCGAGAGGGUGUCUGUCGUAAAAACUAGCUUUGAAAACUCAUAUCUCGAAAAAUGAUGUUUUGCGCAAUUUGAGACCUGUAAGAGUCUUCGCCUAGACCUUUGAAGAUUUUUUGAGCAAAAUUUUAGAAAAUUCUGGAAUUCUCCUAAAAAGACCUUUCCUAAUAAUGAUAACUCUUUCACAAAACUUUGGAAAAAAUAAUAAAUCAAAAUACUCUCACGACGGGUUCUCUCUAAUCUUCAGAAAAUUUGGAAAAAGUUGAAAUAUCACAUGUUUUCCAUGGACAGGAAGAAUAUUUGAAAGAAGUUUCUAGAAUUUCUAGCACAAUCCCAUACUUUCUUCAGGAAAAGCCAUUCUGAUGGCUCUGGGACGUAUGAGCAAUCGCAACAUCUACAGACAGGUGAUCAACGAGGUGGCGGAUCUGUAUUUCCGAGGUCAGCCGUCCAUUGGAGCAACAACUCUCCGUUUUUCAGUUGUUUGCAAGGGCCAACUGCCGAAGAAGUCCGUCAAGCGCUUCACUGGAACGCGCUCUAUCCAGACCGAAGAAGAACGCGCCGAACUCGAGACCGCUCGUCAGUUCGUUCAACUAAUCAGAAAGCUUUGACUAUAGUUACUUUUCUAUUAAAAAACAGUAGGUGAAGACUUUUUCCUCGAGCUACAGUAAAUUUUGAGCUUCCCAUUUUUGCUACCUCUACCUUUCUCCAUCAUUUCUCGAGUCUUUAAAAUCCCAGAAAAAUUGGAAGGCUCUAUAAAGGGACUCUCUUUGGCGUCUCUUUGCUACCUUUUUGCUGCCUUUCUGCGGCCUUUUUGAGCCUCUCCCUUUUAGAGGCCAUUAUCCACCAUUCGACUUUGCCCGAGCAUAAAAUCUUAAUAUAAAAUACAUUUUUUGAGAAGCCUUCUGAAAUUCAGUUGUCACUUUCAAAAACUUAACACACGUUCUCUGAGAAAAUCGAUGACUUUUCAGUAAUAUAAAGCAAAACAAAAUAAAAUUUUUUUUUGAUAUGCCUCAAAAUGUGAUCACGGCUCACACACGUGCUUCUGAUUAUUAAGCACCAGGUUCCAGGUGGCUCCGCCCCUUUUAAAAGAUACUGUAGACAGUAAGCUGAAAAAAAUUAAUUUUUUUCCUGUUGAGAAUUUUCAUUCAAAAAUGCUUGGAAAUGUAAGAAAACACUAUUUUGAGUAUUUGUUCAGUUGCAACUUUUUUUCUAACUCGAUUUCUUCGGGGAGAAAAAAAUCGAAAUUUCCUCAAAAACAGCGAUUUUUUCAGUUUUUGAGCCAUAACUAGAGUAAGAACCCCCCUAUGGUACGACUUUUAUUUCUGAUUAUGAAACUAGGGGUCUUCUUGUUUAAGAAAAAGUAGUUCUACAACAAAUCCCUGGGGUGGGAUAGUUGACCUCCAUUCGACCGAAGGUGAUCAACUUGAAUCGGCUCAAAAUUCGAAAAAUCAUUUUUCUUCUAAUUUGACAGCUUCUUCCUCUUUUUUGUUUUGAAACAAAAGACAACACUCACGUUCAUGUUCUCCACCAUUUUGGUGCUCAAAGAAAAUUUUAUUCCGAAUUUCUCGAGACUUUUCGAAUUUCAGGACUUUCGUCGAUUUUCGAUUUUUUCCAUUUUCAAGUAGUUUUUUCUGUAGGAACCCCCGAAUGUGGUCAUUAUCUUUUGGUAUAUGGAAGAGUAGGUCUUUCUGGAUAGGGAAAAGUUAGUCCGGUAAAAAUCUCUGGGGUGGCCCAGUUGACCUCCGACCGCCUGAAGGUGACGACCCCAAAAAUGGAAUUUUCACAAAGGCUCGGAAAACAACUUUUUUUGUUUCCAUUCUAACAAAAAACUUUCUCAGGAAGACCUGCAUCACUUUUCGACAUGAAUCGGAGUCUUUUUCGGCAAGAAAUAUGUAGUUUUAUUCAAAUUUGAGGCUUGGCACGCUUAUCUUCGUUUUCACCGUUCUUACCUGCUCUAAAUUGCUGAAGUAAUCUGGAAACCCGUUCAAAAAGAUUUUAGGGAAACCCAGCAAAUGUUUGAAUUUUUUUGAACACCUAAGCAAGUGAGAUCGGAGUGAAGAAAUGGCGAAAAAAGCUUUUUUAUCAACUUUUUCGAGAAAUAAAAACACCUUAUGACAUUCAGAAAUGUCGAUGAUUCUCAAAAAUUAUUUUUUCGCCAAAAUACAGUAACUGACAGUUUUUUACUUUUUCAAUCAACUCUAUCCAUACACUUUUCCCCUGAAAUUGAGGUUUCUGAAGCUUUUAGAAGUUCUUGUAAUACAAUUCUGGCUUUUUUUGUGUUGCAACGUUUAUACAGACACUUAUUCAUGUUUUUCAUUAAUUUACAGAACAACUUAAAUGGAAAAAGGUUUUUAAAAAAUGCAUUUUUUUGACCUUAGAAGCGUUUUAAUGCAUUUUCCGGAUUAAAGUUAGGUUUAUCAAGUCUCUCUUUUUUCUUUCUAUUAAGUUUCAUCAAUAGUUGUUUUUUAAAGAGUAAUUGACAUUAUUGAAUGUCAUAAGGUGUUUUUAUUUCUCGAAAAAGUUGAUAAAAAAGCUUUUUUCGCCAUUUCUUCACUCCGAUCUCACUUGCUUAGGUGUUCAAAAAAAUUCAAACAUUUGCUGGGUUUCCCUAAAAUCUUUUUGAACGGGUUUCCAGAUUACUUCAGCAAUUUAGAGCAGGUAAGAACGGUGAAAACGAAGAUAAGCGUGCCAAGCCUCAAAUUUGAAUAAAACUACAUAUUUCUUGCCGAAAAAGACUCCGAUUCAUGUCGAAAAGUGAUGCAGGUCUUCCUGAGAAAGUUUUUUGUUAGAAUGGAAACAAAAAAAGUUGUUUUCCGAGCCUUUGUGAAAAUUCCAUUUUUGGGGUCGUCACCUUCAGGCGGUCGGAGGUCAACUGGGCCACCCCAGAGAUUUUUACCGGACUAACUUUUCCCUAUCCAGAAAGACCUACUCUUCCAUAUACCAAAAGAUAAUGACCACAUUCGGGGGUUCCUACAGAAAAAACUACUUGAAAAUGGAAAAAAUCGAAAAUCGACGAAAGUCCUGAAAUUCGAAAAGUCUCGAGAAAUUCGGAAUAAAAUUUUCUUUGAGCACCAAAAUGGUGGAGAACAUGAACGUGAGUGUUGUCUUUUGUUUCAAAACAAAAAAGAGGAAGAAGCUGUCAAAUUAGAAGAAAAAUGAUUUUUCGAAUUUUGAGCCGAUUCAAGUUGAUCACCUUCGGUCGAAUGGAGGUCAACUAUCCCACCCCAGGGAUUUGUUGUAGAACUACUUUUUCUUAAACAAGAAGACCCCUAGUUUCAUAAUCAGAAAUAAAAGUCGUACCAUAGGGGGUUCUUACUCUAGUUAUGGCUCAAAAAAACUGAAAAAAAUCGCUGUUUUUUUGAGGAAAUUUCGAUUUUUUUCUCCCCGAAGAAGUCGAGUUAGAAAAAAAGUUGCAACUGAACAAAUACUCAAAAUAGUGUUUUUCUUACAUUUCCAAGCAUUUUUUUGAAUGAAAAAUUCUCAACAGGAAAAAAAUUAAUUUUUUUCAGCUUACUGUCUACAGUAUCUUUUUAAAAAGGGGCGGAGCCACCUGGAACCUGGUGCUUAAUAAUCAGAAGCACGUGUGUGAGCCGUGAUCACAUUUUUGAGGCAUAUCAAAAAAAUUUUAUUUUUGUUUUGCUUCAGAUUCAUCGACUUUCUCAGAGAACGCGUGUUAAAUUGAAACGCGCCAUUUUUUUAUAAUUUUUUUUUUCUUGGUUCUUUUUUGUUCACAAUUGACCUCCUCAAAAAUUCCAAAAGUUCAAAAAACGGUUUUUAGUGAAAUGUCUGGCGGCCGGCCUUCACAAACGCAACUCGAAUCGAGUCUACGAGAUGAUCCUCACCUUCAUGUACAAACUCCGUCUCGGUGGGGCGCAUUGUCCACGAAAAAUAAUGGGAAAAGAACUUUCAGCGAUCCACGACUACUGA